AAGGUUAUGCAAUCACUGUGAAAACCUCACUCACUUUUCUUGGAGAUCGCUGAAUCGAUUUUCAUGAAUAUAGAUUUAAAUGAAAGGUCUUGUAACCCCUCACAAAGUUCCUGAAUUUUAUUUGAAUCCGAUUCCCGGUUUCGGUGUGCAAAAAAAAAAAUGAAAAUAAGUGCACUUACUUUUCUCAGUGACGGCUUAGCCGAUUCUCACAAACUUAGAUUUAAAUGAAAGGUACAAUUGUUCUAUAUAAAGUUCCUGAAUUUUAUUUUGAUCCGACUUCCGGUUCCGGAGUUACAGGGUGAUUAAUGGAAAAAUUCUUAUUUCAAAUUAUUUUUUCACUUUUCUCAGAGAUAGCGUGACCGAUUUCAACAAACUUAGUUUCAAAUGAAAGGUAUCAUAGUCCCAAAUAAAACACUCAAAUUUCAGCCAAAUCCGACUUCCGGUUCCGGAAUUAUAUGGUGAAGUGUGUUAAAAAUUGGAUACCGUCACUUGAAGUGGCGAAACAAAACAUGUAGCAAAAUUUAUAAUUUUGCCUAGAAUCUAUUCCAAUCGGCAGCCAUUGUCAAUAGACAACCAAACAACCCGAUUCCGGCUAUGCUGGUUCUCGUUUUCUGAUUCCAGAAGUAAAAUAAAAAAAAAUUAUAAUUUAAUUUCUAAGUUUGGUUUUCCUUGUUCUUGGGUUUUUGAUGAACGUCCGAAGAUUGUAGCCAUAGACUCAAAAUCCCAGUCACUUUUCUCGAACCAACUUCGAUUAUACCGGUUCCCAGAUUCCAGUUUCGGAAGUACUUUUUCUCGUUUCCUCAGAGAUGGCCUAACCGACCUAAGUACUGUUUCACUCUAUAAGUUAUAUUAGUUUUGUUUUUCAAGAAUCAAAGAAAAUUAUUUUGAAGAAUACCACACAUUUAUAUAUGAGAAUAUGUGAGAUAUGAGAAAGGCAUCAUUACACCACUAGGUGAAUUAAAACAGGUUUUUCCAUUUUUACUCACUAUAAAAACUUUGCAUGAAAAACUUCAACGAGAAAGACAAAUAUCUCAAUUUUAAUUAUUACGUUUUAGGAUACGAUUUUCAUCAAAGAUGGUCUGUUAACAGAAAAGUAUGACGCAUCAAAAUUAAUUGACUUGAGUACCCUCAAUUUUCUUUGUAUUGAAAAAAAAAUAGUUUAGUCCAUUUUCAGUGUGUUCAUUAUUUCGUUCUGUGCUAGAUUUGAAUUAGCCCAGUAAAAAAAUAUGAACUUUACAGGUGACUAAAAUCCAGUAGUCAUUUCAGCUUCAGUAGUCAUGUCAUAUACGAGAACCAUGAAUUAGAGUGAGAUAUUCUGUGUCUGUUUGAUAGAUUUAUUUUAACGAAGAGGUGAAAUUAGAUACAUUAGCUACAAGUUUUCUUGUCGCUACAUCAGCAGUAUUGAACUAUUUUCGAUCUGUUUUUCUACAGCUUCUGCUUCUUAGAGCCGAAGUAUAAAUGUUGUACUCGCUUUCAUCACAGUUCGUUGAUUAAAAGUCCAGUAAUGGGAAAAAUUAUGUUGCCAUUCUACUAACAAGAUGACUAUUGGUACUAUAGCCCUAUACAAGUAGAUACGAAAUUUCAACUUUGAAUAAAUUAAUAGAUUAUGGCAACUUGAGGUUUCUAGUGCGUUGUCACACAAAUUUUACCACCUUUACACAAAUCGCUGAGCUAAGCAAUUAUUUCAUCAAAAACAUAGCAAAGUUAAAAUAUAGUAUUUCUAUGGCAGACAAACUUUCGGCAAUGAAUAAAUACGCCACUCUAGCGAUCAGUCGAAAUCCUCGCCCUACUCGACAACGUCGACAGCAACAGCGGCAGUGGAGAGCGAGCGUUUAUCGUCGUCAUCCAUUGAUAUAGAUAUUAUUAUUAUUUUUAUUAUUAUUAUUAUCAUUGCUUAUUAUUGCCGCUGAUGCUAUUAGUGAUGGUGCUGAUAUUGUUGCUAUUACCUAUUUGGCAGAGAAAGAGGGCGCGCAUCAGCAUAGUUAAGUCGAGCACCGGCACCGAGACCGGGACCGGGUGUGGAUUGGGUUAUGGACUUGAGCGUCGAUUUAGAGUAUAUGGUUAUUUCUUACUUUUCCACACACAAUUUCGAUAACGUGUGUGGUGUGCUUGCCCUGUUGUUACCGUCGAUGAUUGCGAUGAUGAUUUUCGACGGCACUUUUUGAGUGAUCUGUUAGUAAGCAUGAGCCGAUGUUCGGUGUAUUGUGUACACAGUUGAAACCGAUCAGACGGAGAAGGAGGACGGCGAUGAAGCAAACGAGCGAACAGGCAAUUGAACGACCAAACGAGCGAACGUACCGACAGUAGCGCGCGGUGAUGGGUGAGCAUAAGUUUUCACAUCGUUUGUCGCGCUCUCAGAGUGGGUGAUUUUAUGAUAAAUUGGAUAAUAUCUGGUGUACUGUUGUGUGUCGAUUAUCAUCAUCAUCCGCAUCAAUGAGCGGUGGUGCGGUGGUUUGGAUCAAACCUCGUUUAGUACCGAGCUAGUCAACGGCGUGUGGAGUGGUGCAGUCCGCAAUUUAUUAUUAUGCUCUGUGACAGUUUAUUAUUUCGCUAACUAACAGCGGGUACUAAUUGCUGUGUAAAACAGGAGUCAGCGGGUAUUGAAAACGAUUGUUUUUUACUGUGUCUAUCAUUUUUUUUGGUUUCCAUCGCAAGGAAUAAUGAAUGAACUUUGUUUGCUCGUUUUUAGACUGUAAAGUUCUUUAGCCAAAUAGUGCAAUAAGUAUAUGUGAAUGAAUCCUGAAGUUGAUGAUUAUUAAAUACCCUUCAAAGUGUAGGAAAGCCCAGGCAUAACAUCCGGUCAUUUUGGAUAAGAUAGCGCCAACGCACGGCAAAAGCAAGAGUGGUGAGUGAUGCAAAGCCUGUAACGAUUCCUAACCGCAGCAAACAAUAGGUGACCAAAGACUUCUCGCUAAGCUACCGUGGCUUCCGCUAUCCGAUAUGACCCAGGCUGAGGAGGUUCGCGAAGUGAAUCAAGUGUGCAUCACAAAUGCACCGGAUUUACACACUCAGGCGGCUCAGGCAGAUCGCAAAGCAUCUCCCCAGCCACUGCAGCCACCUCCACCACCACCACCACCACCACCGCGUUCAUCAUCCACAGCAACCGAUGCCAACAGUGACGAUUGGAACAGUACAAAUAUCAACGUUUUCACGACCGGGUAUUCUAACAAAUGGCACCCGCACGUGUACGCAAAUCCUCCCAAACACCCAACCCCCCACUCCAUCAUGGAUAUCCUUAGCUGGAAAGGGUCCCUUAGCAAUAACCCGUCACCCAUUACUGAGUCUACUGACAAUUACGUGGUGCCAUAUAUGUUGGAAAAUCUGAGCGUUACAAAAGAAGAUGACCAACCGCUCAAUCUGUGCAUUGCUAAAGCAUCGACGCAAUUGGAUAAAUCCUACGAAGAAGAUACAACACAAGAAUCCAUUCGUUCUAUUAGUCGUGAGCGAGCUCAUUCUACCGAUGCGGAAUCGGAAAUUUACGGAUCGAACGAGUCCCAGCAUUCACUGAAGGACACUUCCUCGUCGGGUGCACAGAGAUUGGAGGCGCUAACGAUGAGCUCAAAAAAGAACAGCCGGUCGGAAUCUGGGCUGGAUCCGGAUGAUACAGAUGACCUUCAUCUGGAUGAUAGUAACAGGAGAAAGAAAAAGGCCCGAACAACCUUCACCGGGCGGCAGAUAUUUGAGUUGGAGAAACAAUUUGAAGUAAAAAAAUAUCUUUCAUCCAGUGAACGAACGGAAAUGGCUAAGCUGCUGAAUGUGACGGAAACCCAAGUCAAAAUUUGGUUCCAAAAUCGACGCACUAAAUGGAAGAAACAGGACGGCGAAACGGCGUCGAUUGGUCCCACCAGUAAUAGCAAAGAAUCGAAAGCGAUCAAAACAUCAUCUCCGUCACCUUCUUCGUCGCUUUCUUCCCCGAUAUAUCCAUCAUCUUCCUACUCGUCGUCACAUCCAUCAACCGAAGAAAAGAUACACCAACCAAACAAAUCCAAUGCUAAACCGUUUAGUAAGCACACCAAAGUGCGUCAGAACCGACCAAAGUCCCAGGACCGGGUCAAUGACAGUCAUUCGAAGGACACAUCAAAAGAGCCUAAGAAAAUCGUCACCCUGCUCGAUCCUAGUCUGCCGAACGAUGUGGAGUCAAGUAUAUCGGCUUCGAAAAUCUCACUGGAUGCCAUCUGCAGUACGACCAACUAUCUUAUGAAACCUUCCUCGCCACCAAGUAGCACCUCUCUUCACUAUGCAACACUAAAUCAACUACCAAGUGAUAGACUUUUCUGCCAGACUGCAAUGGAGAACAUAACACAUAUGAAGGAGUAGCGUUAGUAGGCAGUUACUCUUCCUAUAUUUGCAGGUUAUCUACCAGUGUGUGUAUGUUUUCCCUGAUCUAGUUUUAAACAGUAUCAAAAAAAAAAUCAUUGAAUUACAAAUCAACGCGAAAUCCUUGUAGUGUGACUUUCGGUUAGUUACGCGUAAUGUUUAGUUGUUCUAUGGAGAAGAAAACAGUGAGAUUAAUACAAUAAAAACUACGAAUUUCUGGAAAUCUUACAA
Malaya genurostris is the source of this 4548-nucleotide messenger RNA. RefSeq names its product homeobox protein HMX3 (gene NK7.1). Gene Ontology annotation, cellular component: nucleus. The transcript is spliced from 4 exons. Gene Ontology annotation, molecular function: DNA-binding transcription factor activity, RNA polymerase II-specific; RNA polymerase II cis-regulatory region sequence-specific DNA binding. Gene Ontology annotation, biological process: regulation of transcription by RNA polymerase II; cell differentiation. The record is from RefSeq and is a predicted model, not a curated record. NCBI's taxonomy places the organism in Eukaryota, Metazoa, Arthropoda, Insecta, Diptera, Culicidae. The coding region runs from base 2941 to 4317 and encodes 458 amino acids.